GCUAUAAUAAUUGCAGUCGCAAACCGGUCGAAAUCCAUCUCCUACGUUGCCAAUUUCACCGGCCCGCUCCUUUCUUCGUCUCUUUCUCUUUUAGCCUUCGAGCCCCGAUCGCCCUCCCCGAUCUUCGGCCAACGCCUCCGACGAUCCCCGAUUCCAUCGAACAAUGAUAAACCUUUUUAAAAUAAAGGGACAGAAGAGGGAAGAUGCAGCAAAUGCCGCUGGAAGGGCUCCCAUCAAGAAACAAAGUGCAGGGGAAUUACGCCUGCAUAAAGAUAUUAGUGAGCUUAACCUACCUAAGACCACAACCAUUUCCUUUCCCAAUGGAAAGGAUGAUCUAAUGAACUUUGAGAUCAGCAUUCGGCCAGAUGAAGGAUAUUACUUGGGUGGAACAUUUAUUUUCACUUUCCAAGUGUCUCCUUCCUAUCCUCACGAGCCACCUAAGGUCAAGUGCAAGACUAAGGUUUACCACCCCAAUAUUGACUUGGAAGGGAAUGUCUGCCUGAAUAUUUUGCGUGAAGAUUGGAAGCCCGUCCUCAACAUUAACACUAUAAUUUACGGCUUGAAUCUUCUUUUUUCGCAACCGAACGAUGAGGACCCCUUGAAUCAUGAUGCUGCUGCCGUCCUACGCGACAACCCUAGGAUGUUUGAAGCAAAUGUGAGAAGGGCGAUGGCCGGGGGCUAUGUUGGCCAAAUCUACUUCCCUAGGUGCAUAUAAUGGUGCCCGUCGAUCAGUGUGCCUUCAUUCGCCACUCCUUCAACAUUGUUGGCCCCAAAAAAACAUUGGAUUUCACUUUAAAUUGUCUUUACCGAAUUUCUGGGCUUGUAUUGUUUCAUGGUGUAAAUACCUUUGAAAUGAGCUAGUAUGUCCUGUGUUGUUAUUAACAUAUCGUAUGCUAUCGGUUGGUAUCUUGGCUCUGUUGUAAAUCGCCAACUUUUGGUUGCUCUCGCACAAUGAGGGACAAACGACAUGCCUAUAUUUAUGCCUUUUAGACUCUUAUGCUACUUUAUGCC
Messenger RNA from Ananas comosus (pineapple), 1011 nucleotides. Its product is annotated as NEDD8-conjugating enzyme Ubc12. The coding region runs from base 164 to 715 and encodes 183 amino acids. Lineage: Eukaryota; Viridiplantae; Streptophyta; Magnoliopsida; Poales; Bromeliaceae. The record is from RefSeq and is a predicted model, not a curated record. The transcript has 6 exons.